Messenger RNA from Arabis nemorensis, 327 nucleotides. NCBI's taxonomy places the organism in Eukaryota, Viridiplantae, Streptophyta, Magnoliopsida, Brassicales, Brassicaceae. The record is from the annotation of a GenBank genome assembly.
AUGUCGCCGGCGGGAGAUACAUCGGUGAACGAUUACGACCGUGAAUCAGUCGAGGAACAGAGAAGAACUCCGGCGAUGGGAACUCCGGUAAGAAAAAAGACGACGAUGACGAGUGCGAUGGGGUCUGGUAUGGCUUUUUGUUUGAGUCCAUUAGUGAGAGCUAAACCCAAUUGUUCUACGAAAUGGAAAGGGAAAUUUCCGCCGGAUUUUGGAUAUUCCGGUGAAUUAAAGUCGCCGGCGAAUCCUCAUAUUUCAACGGCGGCUUCUUUUUGUGCAAAUCGGUCUAAGAAGCUUGUGGAUUUAGGACGAGUUGAUCAUCGCCGUUGA